UUAAGUUGUUUGGAAAGAUUAUUAGUAACAUAAAUAUUUACAACUCAAACGAUUGAAAAUUGAGAUUUCGUUAAAAAGGAAACAGUGUUUACAUCAUUCUUUUACUCAAUACCAUUUCCCCGCGGAAACGUCACAGCACGCGACGAAAAAUUGGAAAUCCAACCGGAAGAGGAGCACGUUUUCACAUGUAACCUUGGGAAAACGACGUUAGAAGAUGAUUCUGUGUUAUUUUAGAUGAGUGAUAAGGUUUUAUAGGUAUAUGGCGUUCAUUUCAGCACCCACACUUUGUGAAAUAACAUAUGAUUUAUCCGAAGAGGAGAAAAGUUACACACCUUUUCGAUAUCAAUGCCGGUCCGCUCCUGGGACACGGGCAAAUGUUCAGAGCCCUUCAGGGUACAGUGAAGUUACUAAUUAUAGUCUUCCAACAGGAUUGACCGUUACUUACUAUGAAUAUCUUCGUUCUCUUUAUGACUCAAGGAUACACAGUGCAAACAAGAAGGCAUACAGACACAGUAGUGCACAUCCUUCUUCAGCAUCUCAUGUAGGGACAUCUAUAAGCGGUCAUACUACAGAAGGCUCACGUAGGACUGGACGACCUAAGACUGCUCUGCCUUAUGUAUCCCAGACACUACCCACAGUUCCACAGUCCCCUGGAAGGGAGGCAUGGGGAGAUGGCCAUUCACAGGAUGAUAAGCUAGUGUGGUCGGAUGCCCUGAAUAAAUGGCUUCCAGAAAACCAGUUAAACAGCAGACCAUAUGUAAGUUUUGUAGGGACAGCACCAACAGUGGAGAAACUGUAUACCAAUCUCAGAGAGCAUAAACAUGAAGGAGUUGAUGGUGCUUGUUGCGACAGAUAUGAUGAUCAUAUGAAAUCUUAUGAACAAAAAGCCAAACAUGGAAUGGCUCCAAAGCAACUACAUCCAGAAAAUUCUUUUAUAAAUCGUCUCAUGGCUUUAAGGAAAAAAGAAGCUCUACGCAAAAAGGCCCAAGAACAGUUAGAACAGAGACGUCAAAGAAAGGCACAUUCGUCACCUCUGCAUUCAUCUAUUAAUGAAAGGAGACAAAAGGUGAGAUUCCAAAUGCCAAGGUCAACAAAAGUUUCACCCAGAUCUCCCCGAGAUUCAGCAGUUAAAGAAGAUCAAGAUUUCAAUAAACAAUGGGAUGAUGAGGCAAACAUGGAAGAUGUAAAGAAAGAAGAGGAGAUAACUCCACCAGAAACAGAAGUUAAAGGAUCCAGUAGUUCAGAAACAGAUGGGGAUCAAAGUUCAAAAGGUGCUGAAGUGAACGAAGAGUCCAAGCCAUUAGAGAAAUCACAAUCAGAAUUAGAUAGAGAGAAUGCAAAAAGAUUGCUGGCUGAAUUGGAAGCCAAGAAGAAGAAAGAAAAACAAGUUGUGAUAGUACCAGUUGAGGUUGUCAAACCUCCUCAAGUUCAAAUAAUGCAGGAAAGUGAAAUAAUUGAGGAGGAGGAAGAGGAGGAGGAGGUGGUGGAAGAAAAAAAGGAGAUUGAUAGUAGUAAAACUCCUUCUACUAAACUUCCCAUUAUGCCUCUCUCAAAAGCUGGUAAAAGCUUGCCUUCACAGCCUGCAGCCAAACCAAAGGGAGAACAAAAGAAGAUGAAAAAAGCUCCCAAAAAAGAUACUGAGGUAAAACCAAAAGAAGUCAGACCAAGUCGUUCUAAAACUAAACCAGUGCCAAAAGUCAAAACUAAAAAUAAAGAUCAUCAUGACAAGGAGGAAAAACAAGAUUUGGAUGAAACUGGUACUCUAAUUAGUGAGGACACAACUCAUUCUGUAGCUACCAUAGAAGAUACAAAGACUGGUCCCCUGUCACUCACUGUCUCAGCUGACAAAACUUCACAGCCAGAAGAAAGUCCCUCACCACAGCCUAAAAGGAGAACAGUGGUUAAGAAAGUUUUUGUUCCAAAAGUCAAACCUAAAGUAGAAAGGCAAGACUCUACACCAACUCCUGAAUUAGAGGAAGAAAAAUCUUUGACACCUGAAUUAGAAGAAGCAGAAAUAGAAGAGACACCUAUUGUUGAAGAGCCAGCACUUCCUGUUGUUGAACUUGAUGAGCCACCAUUACCUGAUCCUUCGCUUUAUAAAUGUAAAGACUCAAAAUCUUCAACAAAAAACAAAUCUAUAUUAAAACCAAUACUUAAACUUGAACAAAAACUGAAGAAACAGAGACAGUUCAAACGGGAUACAUCUUAUGAAGAAGAAUUACGGAGACAAGAAGAAGCAGAGAGACGAAGACAAAAACAAAUGGAGAUGCUCGAAAAGAUGAAGAAUAGGAAUAAAAGGACCGGUGGUGAAGCUGAAGCUGAGGAAGAGGCAAGGAAUUUUGAUAAUUAUGGAUUCUUAGCAAAAUACUGUAUAUUCAACAAGCUAACUUUAGAUGCCUACAGAAGGACAUUUGAUUCUGUUGAUGAAGAAAGGAAAGGGUGGAUUAAAGGUGUAGAUGUGAUGAUAGGUUUACGUGGAAUCAAUCAGAAAAUCUCAUACGAGGAAGAGGAAUAUUUAUACAGGGUAAUGGAAAUAACAGGGUACAAUAUUUCACAAGGUGCUGAUUUUAAAUUGUUUGCUGUUAUGGCUGCUCUAUCAUUAAAAAUUAGUUCUUUAGAUUCUUGGAUGAGGAAUAUGAUCGGCAGCAUGGAUUUUAAGAUGUUGGAUACUAAAAUGUAUAUGUGUAAGAAAUUGUGGGAGUGUAAUGUUGAUCCAGAUACAAAUAAGAUUUCUAUUGACCAGUUGUGUAUAGAACUUAGAGCUGGUGGAAUUAGUCAGAAACAUGAGAUAGAAGUGCGGGAGAAAUUAGGACAUUUGAAGGCGUUAGAUUUGUUAGACUUUCUGACAUAUAUACCUUUAUUUAUUUUAAUCCAUGAAUCGGUAGUUGACAAUCCAUUUGAUGAUAGACGAGAUAAAUGAUAAAGAUGACAGAAACAUUAGCACCAUUGAAUUCUUUUGUUAAUUAUUCUAAUCCAUGAAUAGGUAGUUGACAAUCCAUAUAAUGAGAGCCUAGAUAAAUGAUAAAGAUGAGACUGAGAAGCAUUAUUAGCGCCAUUGAAUUCUUUGGAUCAUUCCUGUUACACGAGAAAUGAUAAAAUGAUCACAGCAGUAGCCACAGCACCUUUUUGAGAUUCAUCGGACAAAUCAUUUUUGAAAUAAAAUGAUGAAUGUUAAAAUUCACAACAGUAGCAGCACUUUAGCAAUUCAAUAAUGUUAACAACGACAUAAAGGAAAUAAGUUCAUUUUAAUUUAAAACAUAUACUAAAAAGAAACUUAUAUGUUCAUCAGCAAAAAGAAUAAAAUAUAAAUGGGUUUAUUCAACAAAAUACCAAUAACAUUAUGUCAUAAGUUGAAUAUCCAUUGUUUACAAUGUUAAACAAUACUGCAUUUGGUGUUUGCUUUCAAAAUGUAACAUUGAAUGAUAAGAAAAGAUUGUAUGCUCCCACCUAUGACAGUAGGGGCAUAUUGUUUUGCAUUGUGUCCAUUCUGGUAGUUUACAAAGCAGUUUAUUGAUUGGCAAAGUGUUCAACGGACACAUAUUCUUGUUUUUUAAUUUGAUAAUAGAAGAAAAAUAAUUUGGGAAAAAAUUUCAAAACUUAUAUCCUACAAAUAAACUGUUAUAUCUACAUUUUUUUUUAUUUCUGAAUUUUCCAGGAUGUGUAUGUUUAGUAAUAUAUGUGUAUUGGUAAAAUUGCAUAAUGUAGAUCGUUCUUUGUGAUAUUUAAUGACAAUUGUGCAAUAUGAAAUAUGGAGAAAUUACAUAAUUAAAUAUAUUUUAUAUGUGAAUGGAAUAGGUUUAUGAAAGGUCUAUACUAGCCCUAAAAUCCAAAAAUCUAUAGAUAAGUCAAAUGGCUGUAUUCGUCGGACAACAACUUUUUGAAGUUAUUGCCCUUUAAUGAAGAUUUUUCCCAUUUUUGUUUGUUUUUACCUAUUAUCUUGAUAUCUAUCUGAUUCAUUAAUCAAUACACCAAUUAGGUUUCAGCACAGUGCAACACGGAUGUUGUCAUUUUGAAGUUUAAAUGAAAGAAAAAGCAUUAAUUUGGCUGAUUGCUGAGUUUUGCUUUAGAAAAAAAUUGACUACAUUCAUCGAAAAAACAUUAUUUUUUGACAGGUGUGUAUCAUACCUUGGCAAAAAUAUGAUUUUACUCGGAGGACGAACUUUAGUCAUAGGUUAAUAGCCUAUUUUAAAUGAAUUAGAAAUGUAAAUCUGACUUAAAUCUUAAAAUAAGAUAUCCUAUUCCUCAACAUGCAUGAAAUAUUUGCCACUGGACAUUAAGCACACAACAAUCAAUCAAAAAUGAAAUAUAUCAUAUGCCUGAAGAUAUCCACAUUCUCUAAAGGAAACAAAUUGAAAAAAAAAUGCUCCAUUAAUUUAAAUUUGUACAAUUAGGAAUUGGAAUGACUGCUUAUUUUGGUUAAAUAAUACAUACUUCAAAGUUUAAGGUCAAAGAAAGACCUGUCUGUUCCUACUCCAAACAAAUGAGCACUUGUGAUAGUAUUAAACUGUGAUAAUAUGCAAUCAGAUGAUUUAUAGAUUUUUUGAGUAUUAUUAUGAUUCAUGUGGAUCAUAGGAACAGUAAAAAAUAAAUAAAUAAAAAGUA
This is a messenger RNA of Mytilus californianus (California mussel), 4602 nucleotides long. Its product is annotated as trichohyalin-like. NCBI's taxonomy places the organism in Eukaryota, Metazoa, Mollusca, Bivalvia, Mytilida, Mytilidae. The coding region runs from base 260 to 2920 and encodes 886 amino acids. The transcript has 18 exons. The record is from RefSeq and is a predicted model, not a curated record.